AUUGAGCGUCUGGCAGAUAAAAGAAGGAAGCGACGGUUGUGCCAUGAUGAUGAAGAGCACAGGAGAAAGUGAACCUUUCCGCCUUACUUCCCACGGAGCGAGUGGUCCAAACAUGAAGAGAUGGCCGUUCGCUGUUGGAUGUCGCAUGAUGAUGAUGACGAUCACGAUGUUGACCAUGAUUGUGAGCAGCAGUCAGGAGGAUGCGGUGCUCAAGGAUGACCAGGUGGUACAGGAUUGGCCGCCCUUGGGCAACUCUCCACUUCCGCCACCUUCGCCAUCUUCACCACCUUCGCCACUUUCGCCACUUUCGCCUCGGACCUCCUGGCUCAUGUUCAUCAACAACUCCAACAUGCGCAAAAGCCCCCGAAACAUGGAUAAGAGACCUCCAAGAGCUCGUGGCCCUCCGGCUCCCCGACUGCAUUCACAACAGGUCAUCGACGACUUGCACGGCACGCUCAACGGCGUGUCUUCCAAAGUGUUUUGCAUGUUGUGCAAGUGCCCCCCUCGAAUCUCCGCCUCCUUCUUUGGCCGCCUCCCCCAAGUGGUGCGAGUGGCUCGUCGCAGCCUGAUGGAGCUUCGCCCUUUCAGUCAGGCCACGCCCUCCGUAUGUGCUAUUCAACGAGGUCGCAGUGUCAACAAUACCCACGGUCGCUACACUGCCACGAUAACUGGAUUUUACCUGCUGAGUGCCCGCCUCCGCCUGAAGUCAAGUGAGCGCGCUCAGGUGCGACUGCACGAGAGCGUGAAGGCGGCCAUCUGCGUCGAGUCACUCUGUCACACUAAACUCUCCAUUGAGUCAGUGGUGGGCGUGGCCAGUGUGAGCGGCGACUUCAGCAUCACUCUGACCGGAACACUCUUCUUACAGGCUGGCGAGUACGUGUCCGUCUACGUGGACAACGCCACCGGCGCCAACAUCAACGUCUUGCCUGAAUCGUUCUUCUCCGCAAUCCUGCUGGGAAGUUGAACCCGCAUCACUUCCUGUCUCGCGGCGUCGUCAGUCCUGCUGGAUAUGGUCUAACUUUGAUGAAGUAGUUGAGCGGGCCUUUGUGGAUGUUCUUCGUGUCUUUGCACGACAAGCAACUGCAGGCCGUGUGGGUUGUCCGACGUCCGCCCCCGCCCCAAUUCGCAUGGGUCGGCUUCCACGUGCCGCAAAAUGACUUGCUUUUAUAUCUUCACGAUGCUCACCAGCAGCUCAUUUUGUCCUAAAGAUAACAGACAAACUUUCCCGUCUGGAAAACAUAUUUAAUAAAAAAAUAACACACACAAAA
Messenger RNA from Hippocampus zosterae (dwarf seahorse), 1268 nucleotides. RefSeq names its product erythroferrone. The record is from RefSeq and is a predicted model, not a curated record. Gene Ontology annotation, molecular function: hormone activity. Bases 44 to 964 code for a protein of 306 amino acids. The transcript is spliced from 8 exons. Lineage: Eukaryota; Metazoa; Chordata; Actinopteri; Syngnathiformes; Syngnathidae.